Messenger RNA from Durio zibethinus, 2462 nucleotides. Its product is annotated as signal transducer, putative (DUF3550/UPF0682). Gene Ontology annotation, molecular function: transcription corepressor activity. Gene Ontology annotation, biological process: DNA-templated transcription. The record is from RefSeq and is a predicted model, not a curated record. NCBI's taxonomy places the organism in Eukaryota, Viridiplantae, Streptophyta, Magnoliopsida, Malvales, Malvaceae.
UUUGUCGGUCAAAGGGAAAAGAAAGAAGGUGAAUUUGAUACUUACUCGUCACUCAGUCACUCACUCGGCCCGAUGAUCCACUACUGUCGCUAAGUAUCGAAGAAGAAAAACAAAACAAAAAAAGCUCCAACUGCGUUAAACUUUGCGGGUCAAACUAUUGAUUCUCCCCUUUUCACUUCAGUACAAUUUCCCGGUAACCCCUCCCAUUAGAUCACCGGAAAUAAAUAACCCACCUCCAAUUCGACCGGAACCUGUCGCGAUCGGAGCCAUGUGAAAAAGCCGACGGAUCGCAUUUCUAAGUCAAAAAAAUAAAGAAGAGAAAAUGUCGCAUCAGCAAAUAAACAGCAAUAGUAGCAAUAUUCCGGUGAGCGAGAGGUAUUGGACUUUAGUGGAUAAAGCUGAUAAGAAGUUUUCUAAGAUCAGAGACUUGCCUUACUAUGAGCGCAAUAGGUAUGAUACGUACUUUUACAAGGUAUUCAAGGUCUACACCCAGUUGUGGAAGUUUCAACAGGAAAAUCGGCAGAAGCUAGUGGAAGCAGGGCUUAAGAGAUGGGAGAUUGGAGAGAUUGCCUCUCGAAUUGCUCAGCUUUAUUACGGACAAUAUAUGCGAACAAGUGAAGUGAAUUAUUUGUCUGAGGCAUUUAUCUUCUAUGAAGCUAUAUUGACGAGGGAGUAUUUCAAAGAGGGAUCAUGUCAGGAUGCCAAUCUUGCGAACAAACAAUUGAGGUUUCUAGCUAGAUUUUUGAUGGUGUGUUUGGUUUUGAACCGGAGAGAAAUGGUGCAUCAAUUAGUUAGUCAGCUGAAGAUGUUGGUUGAUGAAUGCAAGAGGACUUUCCAGGACACUGACUUUAAAGAAUGGAAGCUGGUGGUUCAGGAGAUAGUUAGAUUUUUGAAAGCCGACACCGUUUUUAUGAAUAUCAGGCCUUUAAGGUAUAGUCUUGUACUGGACCCCCAUCCAGAUGUUCUACCUCAUGUUGCUGCACCUGUUGCAAGAAAGAAUUUAAGAUUGCGAGAUGCGGUACUGAGCAGCUACCAUCAUAACGAGAUCAAAUUUUCAGAGCUCACUCUUGACACCUUCAGGAUGCUUCAGUGCCUGGAAUGGGAGCCCAGUGGUUCUUUCUACCAGUCCAGUGUUGGUAAAAGUGGUCAGAAUGGAGCCUUAGGAUCUAGUCGCGUUAACCACUCCCAAGAUAUUUCCGAUCCUACUCUGCCACCCAACCCAAGAAAAGCUGUAUUAUAUCGUCCAUCUCUAACACAUUUUAUAGCAGUUUUGGCAACUAUCUGUGAGGAGCUCCCCCCUGAUGGUGUUCUCUUGAUAUAUUUGUCAGCUUCAGGAGCAAGUGGACAUGCGUCGUCUCCCUCAGGUUCUGGAACCUUUAUCAACACAACAGAAAAUAUUAUAAGGGACUUUCAGUCUCAUACAAUUCACUCGGAUGGAACCUCCACUUCAUCUUUUAGCUCACCAAGUGAUAGCCCAAACCCUUCUGCAAGUCAAAAUAAAGGAGAUUGCAUCAGUUACCACAAUGGUUGUUUGCAGUUUGGUAAUCGUGGGAGUGGAGGAUUGAACUGCAUUUACCCCAGUGACUUAAUUCCAUUUACUAGAAGGCCACUCUUUAUAAUAAUUGAAAGUGAGGCCAGUGAGGUGUUUAAGGCUAUUAGUGGAGCUGAGAAAGGAGAACGAGCUGCAUUGCUUCUAUCUCCUAGCUGUUCGUAUCGAAUUUGUGCUGGUGAUUCCUCUCGUCACUCAAUUGGUAGCUUAUUCACAGUUUUUCUAACAGCUCCACUGCAGGCUUUCUGUCUGUUGCUUGGUAUUUCUGGCUCUGAUGUUGAAAUGGAGACAUAUAAAAAUGCUGAAAGCCUGCUUUCUUCAUCCUUAAAUGACUGGGGCUUGUCAUUGGCAACAUCAGAUAACCUUGAUCCUGUCUGGGCACAGAUUCUUAGAGAUCCAUUCCUCCGUCGAUUUCUUCUGAGAUUUAUUUUUUGUCGGGUGGUAUUGACAUUGUUUGUGCAAACCUACAACAAGAAGGAAUUCCAACCUGAUUGUAUGCCAGCUCUUCCAGAAUCUGUUUCACCGACGACGACUGCAUCUCAAACUGUAGUUCUGCAGCUGGCUAAACUGUUCCGUGCAACCAAACGUUUUACUUUCACAGAAGCAAUUUCACUUCCUGAUCAUGGAAACAGCGAUAUGGAAUCUUGAAUUAUUUUUGCUUUAAAAUUAGGUUCUUGAUAAGUGUAAAAAUAUGUGAAUUUCCGUUUGUUUGAUUUGAAAGCCGAGUGUUUGCAGCUUGAAUCGUUCAGUGCAUGGUUUUUCCUAUGAUUUGUGUCUGCUUUAUGUAUGUAAAAAUAGAUUUGGCAAAGACGUUUGUUUGUUCUGUAAUGACGAAAAGGUCCAUUCUGAAAGCUGGGCAGCUAUUGCGUUGCUUGGUUUAUAAUGAAAAAAGGUUGAAAUUUAAUAGUCAAAA